CUCUCUUCUCUUUGCACAAAACCUCUCAACAUGGGUCGCAUGCACACUCCUGGCAAGGGCAUCUCGUCCUCUGCCCUCCCCUACCGCCGCUCGGUCCCCGCUUGGUUCAAGACCUCGCCCGAGGAGGUUAAGGAGCAAAUCUACAAGCUCGCCAAGAAGGGCCUGACCCCCUCGCAGAUCGGUGUCAUCCUCCGUGACUCGCACGGUGUUGGCCAGACUCGCUUUGUCACCGGCAACAAGGUGCUCCGCAUCCUCAAGGCUAAGGGCCUCGCCCCCAAGAUCCCCGAGGAUCUGUACCACCUGAUCAAGAAGGCCGUCUCCGUCCGCAAGCACCUCGAGAAGAACCGCAAGGACACUGACAGCAAGUACCGCCUCAUUCUCAUCGAGUCGCGCAUCCACCGUCUUGCCCGCUACUACAAGCGCGUCCUCCAGCUCCCCCCGAACUGGAAGUACGAGUCGGCCACCGCCUCUACCCUUGUCGCUUAAAUUUCCCAACCCCAGUCCCCUUAGCGAACGUCCGUUUUGUUUUUGUCUGGUGUUGUCUUGACAAGUGUGUGUGUGAUCCCCCUCCCAAUUUUGUAAAGGCAUACAGACACAAAGAAAGAAAAAAAAAAAGAACGAGCAACAGACCAG
This is a messenger RNA of Capsaspora owczarzaki ATCC 30864, 633 nucleotides long. RefSeq names its product ribosomal protein rps13. The coding region runs from base 31 to 486 and encodes 151 amino acids. The record is from RefSeq and is a predicted model, not a curated record. Gene Ontology annotation, biological process: translation. Gene Ontology annotation, cellular component: ribosome; nucleolus; cytosolic small ribosomal subunit. Gene Ontology annotation, molecular function: small ribosomal subunit rRNA binding; structural constituent of ribosome. The transcript has 2 exons. NCBI's taxonomy places the organism in Eukaryota, Filasterea, Ministeriida, Capsasporidae.